AUGCGUGUUAUCCAGGCAUUCUGUCCCAUUAUACGUCGGCAGUUCACCGUAACCUGGUACUGUUUCUGCCUCUUCUGUCUUCCGUCACCAACACAGAACCUUUCUCUCCAACACACCAACUCUCCACCCCGGUCGCCAACCGCCGCGACCGCCACCACGUCAACUGAUUUCUCCCUGGUCUUGUCUUUCUUAUUUUACUUUUCUUUCGCCAGAUUUCACAUUGAUUCUUUGUUUUUCUUUUUCUCUUCAUAUUUCACUUCCGCCAUUUUCUUUCGUUCGUUCGUUUCUUCUCGCUUUCCUUAUUCUAUCUUUCAGUUUUUCUUUCAUUACCUUUGUUUAGCGAUUGAACCUGUUUUCCAUCAUUCAUUUCGCAUUUCAUCGUUUCUUUUUUUUCCUUCACCAUUUUUAAUAAUUACCUUCCUUCUACUCUUUCAACUUUUUUCUUUCUCAUUUUUCCCUACUCCCCUUUUUUAUUCACACUUUUUAUUCAUUAUCUUCUUCAAACCAUUUCAUCUUCUCUUCCUUCUCGCCUUUCAUCAUUUCUGCUUUUUCCUUCAAAUUUUUAUUCGUUACCUUUUAAUUUUUUUCUUCUCCCUCGCUUUUCAUCUUCGCUCCUUUUUCUUUUAUAUUUUCAUUCAUUACCUUCUAUCGUGUCUUCGAAAAUCUUUCUUUUCCUCUUCUUUUUCUUCCCUAUUCCUUCUUCCUCUAUUCUUUUUCUUGCAUAUUUUUUCUUUUGCUUUUUUUUAUUCUUUCUCUAUUUUCGCUGCAUAUCUGUUUUUUUGUUCUUUUUCUUUUUCGGUUGUCGCAAUUCUUCAAAUUUUUCCUUUUCUUAGUUCCUUCUACCAAUUCUUCCUCCCUUUCUCUGAGUUUAUUUCUUCUUCCUUUUCGAAUUUCCCUAUUUUCGAUUUCAUACGUCUUUUUUUUUUCUUCCUCUUUUUUCUUUUUUCUUCGAAUUCUUUCAAUUUGCUUCUAAGAUAUUUUUUCAGUUUAUCACCUUUCUUCAUUCUUUUUCGUGAUAUUUCUUCUUUUCUUCUUUGUUAUUUCCUUUUCUUCUUGUUUAAGCUCCUUAUCGCUUCGUCCCUUUUCUUUUUCAUUUUUUCUUUUCUUUUUUAUUCAAAUUCUUUCUUAUGCAUUACACUUUCUUUCUUUUUUGGCUUCUCAUUUUUCUUUCUUUUUUGGCUUCUCAUUUUUCCUUCUUUUUUGGCUUCUCAUUUUUCUUUCGUGCUCCUACGCUCUUUCCGUCACUCUCUCCAGCAAAAUGGUCAGAGUAACCUGCUUCGUGCGCCUGUUGGCCGCAUCAGGCCGCUCCUCCCAACCACUCACUCUCUUACUGUCUGUCUCCUCCGACUACUUCGCAUUGACACCUCCUACUCCGUCUUUUAUUCAUCUUUCUUUCUUUCUUCCUUUCCGAUUUUAUUCUUUCAGGUUUUAUUAUUUCUUUCUUUCUUUCUUUCUUUCUUUCUUUUCUUUUCUUACAGGUUUUAUUCUUUCUUUCUUUCUUUCUUUAUUUCUUUCUUUCUUUCUUUCUUUCUUUCUUUCAAGUUUUCUUAUUUCUUUCAGGUUUUCUUUUUUUCUUUUAUUCUUUCUUUCUUUGUUUCUUUCCUUCAGGUUUUAGUCCUUCUUUCUUUCUUUCUUUCUUCCUUUCUUUCUUUCAGGUUUUAUACUUUCUUUCGCCUUUCAGGUUUUCUUUCUUCCUUUUUCUUUCAGAGUUUAGCCUUUCUUUCUUUCUUUCUUUCUUUCUUUCACGUUUUAUUCUUUCUUCUUUCUUUCGAUCUUUUUUCUUUCAUUCUUUCUUUCUUUCUUUCUUUCUUACUUUCUUUCUUUCUUUCACGUUUUAUUCUUUCUUCUUUCUUUCGAUCUUUUUUCUUUCUUCCAGUAAAAAUCUAUCUAUCUAUCUAUCUAUCUAUCUAUCUAUCUAUCUAUCUAUCUAUCUAUCUAUCAGCCCCCUCCUAUCUAUCUAUCUAUCUAUCUAUCUAUCAUGACCUGUUUACAAUGUCAUUUUUUUCUAUCCCAUUUUCUUUGUUUUCUGUCUUUGAGAUUGUUUUAGCUUUUCUUCCUGUAAUCGCUUGUCUCUCAUCUCUUUCUCUACUUGUUCAUCUCCCACCUUCAAUUUCUCUACUCGUUUUUCUCUCUCUAAAACUUUCUCUCUCUUUUCUCUCUCAUUCGUUCUCUUCUGUACUUGUUUUCUCUCUCUGCAAUCGUUUUACUCUCUACAUCUCUCACCGUUUUUUCUCUCCUUUUCUUUCUGUGUUGGUUUUGAUCUCUUCUCUUUCUGCACUCAUUUUUCUCUCUCCUUCUCUCUUUGUACCCCGUUUUCUCUUUUCUUUUCUCCCUGCACUCAUUUUUUCUCUCUCCUUCUCUCUUUGUAACCCGUUUUCUCUUUUCUUCUCUUUCUGCACUCAUUUUUCUCUCUCCUUCUCUCUUUGGACCCCGUUUUCUCUUUUCUAUUCUCCCUGCACUCAUUUUUUCUCUCUCCUUCUCUCUUUGUACCCCGUUUUCUAUUUUCUUCUCUUUCUGCACACAUUUUUCUCUCUCCUUCUCUCUUUGUACCCCGUUUUCUAUUUUCUUUUCUCCCUGUACACAUUUUUCUCUCUCCUUCUCUCUUUGUACCCCGUUUUCUCUUUUCUUGUAUUUCUGCACUCAUUUUUCUCUCUCUUUCUCUCUUUUCUUUCUGCACUCAUUUUUCUCUCUUUCUCUCUUUGUAACCCGUUUUCUAUUUUCUUUUCUCCCUGUACUCAUUUUUUCUCUCUCCUUCUCUCUUUGUACCACGUUUUCUCUUUUCUUGUCUUUCUGCAUUCAUUUUUCUCUCUCCUUCUCUCUUUGUACCCCGUUUUCUCUUUUCUUCUCUUUCUGCACUCAUUUUUCUCUCUCUUUCUCUCUUUGUACCCCGUUUUCUAUUUUCUUUUCUCCCUGUACUCAUUUUUUCUCUCUCCUUCUCUCUUUGUACCCCGUUUUCUCUUUUCUUGUCUUUCUGCACUCAUUUUUCUCUCUCCUUCUCUCUUUGUACCCCGUUUUCUCUUUUCUUCUCUUUCUGCACUCAUUUUUCUCUCUCCUUCUCUCUUUGUACCCCGUUUUUCUUUUCUUCUCUUUCUGCACUCAUUUUUCUCUCUCUUUCUCUCUUUGUUUUUUUCUUUUUUUUCUCCCUGUACUCAUUUUUUCUCUCUUUCUCUCUUUACCCUGUUUUCUUUUCUUCUCUCUUUCUCAUUUUCUCUCUCCUUCUCUCUCUUUGUACCCCAUUUUCUAUUUCUUUUCUCCCCUACUCAUUUUUCUCUCUCCUUCUCUCUUUGUACCCCAUUUUUCUCUUUUCUUGUCUUUCUACAACUUUUUUUCUCUCUUUUUUCUUUUUCUGUUUUUUUUUCUUUUCUCCCUGUACUAAUUUUUCUCUCUCCUUCUCUCUUUGUACCUCGUUUUCUCUUUUUUUCUCUUUCUCUCAUUUUUCUCUCUCCUUUUCUCUUUCCUGUUUUCUCUUUUUCUUCUCUUUCUGCACAUUUUCUCUCUUUUCUCUCUUUUUACCCCUGUUUUCUAUUUUUUUCUCCCUGUACUCAUUUUUCUCUCCUUCUCUUUUGUACCACAUUUUCUCUAAUCUUGUCUUUCUGCAUUCAUUUUUCUCUCUCCUUCUCUCUUUGUACCCCAUUUUUCUCUUUUUUGUAUUUCUUUUUUUUUUCUCUUUCUUUCUUUGUAACCCAUUUUUCUUUUUUUUUUCUCUGUACUCAUUUUUUUCUCUCUCCUUCUCUCUUUGUACCCAUUUUUUCUCUUUUCUUGUCUUUCUGCUCAUUUUUUCUCUCUCCUUCUCUCUUUGUACCCAUUUUUCUCUUUUCUUGUCUUUUGCACUCAUUUUUUCUCUUUCUCUCUUUUUCUCUUUUCUUUUCUCCCUGUACUCAUUUUUCUCUUUUCUCUUUUUUUUUUCUCUUUUUUCUUUCUGCACUUUUUCUCCUUUUUCUCUUUUAA
Messenger RNA from Acanthosepion pharaonis, 3948 nucleotides. The record is from the annotation of a GenBank genome assembly. Lineage: Eukaryota; Metazoa; Mollusca; Cephalopoda; Sepiida; Sepiidae.